Molecule: messenger RNA, 4915 nt
Organism: Conger conger (European conger)
Lineage: Eukaryota; Metazoa; Chordata; Actinopteri; Anguilliformes; Congridae
Gene: birc2
Product: baculoviral IAP repeat containing 2
Exons: 9
Coding region: 1278-3173 (631 amino acids)
Biological process (GO): regulation of apoptotic process
Source: RefSeq, a predicted model, not a curated record
UAAUAAAAUUUUGAAUUUCGGCGAAUAUUAAAAACAAACGUAUUUUGUUGAUGACACGGAAAUUGUAGGGGAAAACAAAUGUCGUGUCUAGGAAACGACAAUAUCAUGACUCAUGAGUAAUACAACUCGCCUGACUGGUUGCGCAGGUUUUAUCGGUAGGUAGUUACACACUCAGAAGCAAGCACAAUCAACUUAUACAUAUGUGUGUGUAUUAUUAGGCUUAAUACAACCUAUGUAAAAUAUUUCGAGAACUUUCGUGUUGGCAGGGAAAAAAGAACCUCGUUCGACACUAAGAUAAUUGUAUUAAUCCAGCCAGUUCCCUUUAUCUGGCGUUAUGGUUUAUGCACUUCCGGAUGGAAGUUGGACUUGAAGCCAUUUUAUAUUGCCCAUAUAUGUCCAUACUGAUUUUCUUUAAACGGCACGCCCUGUGUACGCAUAACUCUCUUCGAAAGGUUUUGUGCGACGGAGUUGAAGUUGACAAAGGCAGCCUUUGCUCCCCAAAGUAUUUGCAUAUUAAUUUCUAUAUGGGAUUUGUAAUUCUUAUCAUGGAGAUCUAAGCCUCAAUGUGAGGGAUGCUCAGUUCUGGGAGGGGGGUUUGAAUUGACAAACACAGGAAAUUUUCUUUUGGCCCAGUUUUUUUCAUUUUAUUAUUUUUUCAUGAUCCCCCAUUAGCUCUCCCAUUACCGCAAUGAGUGAAAUUUUCACUGUCUGUCAAAAUAAGUUGAAACAUUUAGCGAAUAUUGUUCCAUAUACAAUCGGUAAUUCGCAAGCAUUAAGUCUCUGUGUAAAUGAUCCAGGCUGAUAUGUUGCAUCAUAACAACAAUUUUUGCCACUUUUUUAGUUUCCUGCUUGCCAUGUUCAACUGAGUGCUGGACCUGCAGAGUACAGUAGAACCACAGUGUGUAGUUUGCUGAAAGUUUGCUUCACCAUGCAAGACUUGCUGCAGGGUUUUGGAGUGGAAGAGCACUGGUUCAGCUUUGUUUUUUAAUAAUUUAUUACAGCUUCAAUGGUCCAAUAACAGAGACUGUUCUGAUUUGAGGUAGCAUUUUUCCAUGGUAUGAUUGUCCACCAUUUUCCAUCACAAUAGUUCAGUGCAGAAAUUAUUUUUUUAUAUUAUUGUUUUGGUUGAUCUGAACAACAAAAAAACACCAAUAUUCCACUGUAUUUCUGACUGGUGGCAUGUUUUUUUUGUGUUAAAGUUCACCCUUGGGCUGAUAAAUUCAAACCUCUCUCCCUGAAAAGGGCAUCCCUCUCUAUAGAUUUCCCUUUUCCUAAAAAUGGAAAUAUUACAAAAUGAUCCUUUCUUUGUGGGCUUAUGUCGCAACAGCACACCUGCGAACCUACAGUAUGACAACUCGUCUGAACUUUUUCGCAUUUCCACCUUUGCCAAGUUCCCAACGAGCGUGGCGGUCACCGAAAGGAGCCUUGCGCGGGCUGGUUUUUACUACACAGGGGUUGGGGACCGGGUCCAGUGCUUCCGCUGUAAUGUGACGGCCGAGAACUGGCAGUCGGGUGAGUGCCCUACCGAGCGGCACCGCCAGUUGUCCCCGUCCUGCAGCUUCAUCCAGAGCCUGCCAUCCACGGCCAGCCUCCUUUCCUCCUCCCACUCAGCUUUCUCGCCCCUCCGGAACGUUCCAGUCCUGCCGCUGUCAGCCCCUGCUGCCACCACAGCAGUUGUGGUGACUUCCGCUGCAGUACCUCCCUCAGGCCAGCAGGAAGAACAGGCGGGCUAUUUCAACAUGGGGUUCACCAGCGUGCCCCCGACCAGCCCCCUGAGCUCGCGUGGUGUUGAGGACAUGUCUCAUCAGCGCCCGCCUACAUGCCACAACCCCAGCAUGCGGCGUGAGCAGGACCGCCUGGAAAGCUUCCAGAAUUGGACACUGGCUACCAUCACCCCAGCAGAACUGGCCAAGGCAGGCUUCUACUCCCUGGGCCAGGGUGACCGUGUGGCCUGCUUCACCUGCGGGGGCCAGCUGAGUAACUGGGAGCCUGGUGACCGUGCUGUGUCCGAGCACCAGAGGCACUAUCCCAACUGCCCUUUUGUCAGGGGUGACCGCGCGGAGAACGUGUCUCUGAACCCUGGCGGGCUGGUCAACGUGUCCAACCCAGUCAUGCAGCAGUGUGACGAGAGACUGCUUACUUUUGUCAACUGGCCCUCUAGGAUACCCGUCCGGCCAGACCAGCUGGCCAAGGCUGGCUUCUACUAUGUUGGGCGCAAUGAUGAUGUGAAAUGUUUUUGCUGCGAUGGAGGACUCAGGUGCUGGGAGUCGGGGGAUGAUCCUUGGGUGGAACAUGCCAAAUGGUUUCCAAGGUGCGAGUACCUUUUACAGGAAAAGGGACAAGAGUUUGUCCACCAAAUUCAAGCCAGAUUUCCCCGUCUGUUCGAGCAGCUGCUGACAAACGGGGACAGCAAUUCACGGGAGUUUGUUGAUCCACCAGUGGUUCACCUGGGACCAGGUGAGGAGCGGUCGGAAGAUGCCGUUAUGAUGAACACGCCAGUGGUCACGUCGGCACUUGAGAUGGGCUUUGAGCGUAGCCUCGUCAAACAGACUGUGCAGAGCAAGAUCCUCACCAGUGGCGAGAACUACAAGACUGUGCAGGAGCUGGUGUCUGACCUUCUGAGUGCUGAGGAUGAGAAGCGGGAGGAGGAGAAGGAGAGAUUUGCAGAAGAAAUGGCCUCAGAUGGGUUCACGUUCCUGAAGAAGCACCACAUUGCCCUUACGCAGCGGCUGAAGAGCGUUCAGAGCCUGAUGGAUCACCUGCUGGAGCAGGCCGUGAUUCUUCAGAAAGAGUAUGACGCCAUCCACAGCUGCACUUCUGUCAAGCAGCAGACCAGCCAGCUCAUAGACCUGGUGUUGUCCAAGGGGAAUGCAGCCGCGGAGGUCUUCCGCAACUGGAUCCAAAAGAACGACGUAUACCUCUUAAGAGAACUAAUGGCCCAGUCAAAUGAAGCUGCAUCACCGAGUCAAGAUCUUUCAGAUCUGCCAAUGGAGGAGCAGCUGAGGAGACUGCAGGAGGAGAGGACGUGCAAAGUGUGCAUGGACAAGGAGGUCAAUAUCGUCUUCAUCCCUUGCGGCCACCUGGUGGUGUGCAAAGAAUGCGCCCCCUCUCUACGCAAGUGCCCCAUCUGCAGGGGCCUGGUGAAGGGGACUGUGCGCACCUUCCUCUCCUAAACCCAGUAACCCAAGGCUAUGAGACCUCCUGUCCUGGAGGUCUUUCAGUGCACCUUUUCAGUGUAUUUCAGCACUUCAAUGCUUAAUCGAAGUCACUUAUUGGUUGAAGCUGGGGUCUGCAACCAUACUCGUGGAGAACUCCAGAGUAUACGUUCUUUUUUUUCUUUUUCUUUUUUUGUCAAUCCGCAGAUCAGUGGAAACAACUUGUCUACACAGUUAACCUGACUCACCUGGUCUCUUGGGACUGAAUUGGUGGCUGAAUUAUAGUUCAAAACAAAAGAAACGGCAGGCAUUAAGGCCUACCAGGACAAGGGUUGCAGACACCUUUGCUAAAGAGUCAAAACACCAUGUCAGCAUGAUUAGCUGCUGACUGCAAGAGUGAAAAAAAAAAGAGAAAAAAAGCCUGCAGCCCUCCAGGACUGGAGUUUAACCUCUCUGGACUAACUACUUUAACUUCAGCAGCCUGAUCUUAGGCAUUAGCAUUGGGGUUCCAUGUCUUGAGGUUUACUGUCUAUGCUGUGUUUUCCCAACCAAUUAUUAGAUAUUCAUUUUCUAACUGCCUGUGUACAUUAAUGUGGUUUACUUAAGUGUCCAUACUUACUGAUCUGAAUCAAGAAAUUGGGAUACAAAGGCAAAAUAGGCAUUUCCCUCCUUUCCUUGACCACUUACUACAUUAAUAUAUUACAUUAUAUAUUACACUCUGUCUCUGUUAUACAGGGGGUCUCUCUUCUGUCAACAUUCAGGAUCCUUCAUAUCCCAAGGGUUCUCCUUACAUACUGCCCUUUUCAAUUCACAUUUACUAAAAGAUUCUGCAUGGAGGAAUGGUUCAAGAUCUUUCCAAUGUAGGAAAAUUGGUGAUGGUGUUUGCUUUGUGCUUCAUCAAGGUUGGCAAUUUUGGAAGUGAAACUGUUAAGUGUUGCAUGUUUUCAGUGCAGAUGUUGUGCACUGUGGUCCAUGCAAGAAAUAUGGGGAAAUGCUAAAGUGCUGUGAAUGCAGUGGCUGGUUACAGGCAAUAAUGGGAAUUAGUUUUUCUUUUUGCUUAGCUGUAACAGCAGAAGUUGACCAGUUGCAACUUUUGCCCCUUUUCACAUUUUUAACUGACAUCUGGUUCCUGACAACUGUGACUAUGUAUAGGGGUGUUUUGUCGUGUUGCUUACAUGCUGAAAAUGUAAACCUAAUUUCAAAUUCAAGGAAUAAGUACAAUAUUUAAGAUGACCACAGUAUCUCCUGAUUUAAUAAAACCUAUUUCAUGAGACUGCAUGGACAGAAGGAAUUUGGGAAAAGACCUUUUUGACAAGUUAUGUGAAAGUAUGAUCCUUUGGUACAUGGAUCCUUUUCUUAUGGGUGGUUGAAUACAUGUAGAACCGAAUUGAGAAGACCUUAAUGGUCUCCCCUGAGCUGUGGCUUUUGUUGCACAGUUUCCGAUAGUAUCACACAGUCUUGGAUCCUAAGGAAACUAACAAAAUAAAUCUGCAAGCAGAAAUUUAUUAACAGGAGAACAGCAGACCACUGCAUUAUUUUCUGCUCAAACAAGAAAGAUCCCAAGCUGGGCUCAAAGAACAAAGCAAACCACUGUCUGAAAAAGUAGUACUGAGGAAAAAAGUGUGAUUGUUAGUUAAGCCACCAUUUGACAAUGUCCAUGUAACGAACAUCCAUACAUUGUUGUAGUGCCUCUUAAUCUGUACUAUGUCAUGCUAAUUAAAUUAGCAUUGUCUUUGAGUGAAUAAAACUUUCCACUGGAA